CCCCCGAUGGAUAUCAGUCGUUUGUUCGGCUAGCUUUCAAAUCCCUGUCCCCAUGACGAGAGCCGCAAACAAUCUCGAUCGCAUUCGAGGAUCCGAAUUUUAUGCGCAAGCUGCAAACGGCGAUAUGUCGGAAACUGCUGUCCAGUCGAAACGGAUUUCAGGCCCGCGAGCUGGAGCCGUCACUCGGGUGGAGACCAGGUUGCCCCGAUGCGUGCAACGUAGGCUGCCGUGCGCCCCGGUGACCGUAAAAUGCCAUCCACGACCAAGUCCAUACCGAUGCGCCGCCGAUCAUCGCGUAUCCCGAAGGCCUUACAAAUUGUCAGUCGGUCUGUCGGUGACUAACCGGACCGGGACUCCAGCACCGAUCCCCAAGAGCUGCUCCGACCGAUGUCCGCCCAGCGGUUGCUUCCUGGGCAUCGGCACUCCUCGUUGCAAGAAGAGCCUGUCGAUGAUGGACCUGUCCGCUGUCAAGCCCGACAUCGAUCUCAAGUCAGAGAGUGGUUCCACCGUCAGUCGUCUGGAUGAAGCCGCCGACAAAUCUAGAGAUAUCUUGGCGAACGGCGGAAGCGGCAGAUCCUGGACGGACGCUACACCGUCCUCGGAAUCGGAGCAGGGCGAAGUUGCCGGUUCGGCGGAGGAUCCGACGACCCGGGCGGCGAAUAUUGUGUGCCACAUGCUGGUGGUGAACGCUUGGCGACGUAGACGCGUCGAGAUCGCACAACUAGAGCAACAGGUGGAGCACUUACACCUCCAGAUCGAGUUCCUGCGCCGAUUGCUGCUCGCCGAGAACGACCGGGUCGGCAGAUUGAACGGCGAGCUGCAUCGUGACAAGUCGCAAUUGGAGGAGAUGACGCGAGAACGCGACGCCGUCAAGUUGGAGAAAGACAAAUUGGAGGUCGAAUUGAAGCGCGUCGAAGAGAUUUCCCUGGAGCGAUCGGUCACUGUGGGAAAUUUGAAAAAUGAGCUUUUGACCACGCAAGACCAGUUGAAGGCCCUCGACACGCAAAUGGCAAAAGAUCGAGAGAAACUCUUAAAAUUACGGGAAGACAAAAGGAUCCUCCUGGAUAAGGUAUCGGCUAGCGAGGCCCUAGCAACGGAUCGUCGCAUCAGAGCCGAGAAAGCGGAAUCCACUGUGGAGGAGUUGCAGCUACGAUUAGCGGCUCAGGUGGCUCACGCCGAGUCUACGCAGGAGCAGUUGGAGCGCAUUUCCAAGGAAUUGCAAGUUGCGGACGUGGAGAAGCAGAGAUUAGAGAAACGUCUGCGAGCCAGCGAGGGUAACGCCAGGGCUCUGAGUUUGCGUGCCGUUUCCCUGGAGAGUCAGCUGGUCGAUCGAGAAGCUGAACUUCGUCGCGUUGAGUCGGAAUACAAUUCGCAGAUGACGGAAUUGAGAGAGCUGCGAGAGCGACUGGUGCGUCAGUCUCAAGAGGGUGGUUGGAGCAGCCGGAUGUUGCAGAUUGCUGGGAGCAUCAUGCGCGCGUCAAUCAUGCGGACUUUCGCUUUUCUGUCCAGUGCUGCUCUGCCAUUGCCGCCAUAGAAUAGGUAUUUUAUACUAAUACCUGAAAAGAUUCAACAAUCUUCAGAAAUGAUGCGAAAAUUUCUGCUUAUUUUACAUCAUUUGAUAGACGCGUUAUUAACAGAGAGCCGGAGAAACAUUACUAAUUUCUUGUAUGUAAAUAAGCAGACAAGGGGCUUAAGCGUGAUUGCGACUUUCUGAGAGCCGGUUUCGACUCGGAGGAAAAUGUUUACCGGUCAGUUGAUGCAAACGUAUCUUUGGCCGUGAAAAGGAGGACGAUUUACGAUUGAAAGUGACAUUUCGAAGAAUGACAAGGACAGGCACUCGUGGGACGGCAAAGAAAUUGAUUAGCUUCUCCUUUCUUACAUUUAAAAUUGAACAUUGCAGUCUUUUUUUUUUCGAAUCAAUAUUUAACUCUUGAGUAAUAGAGAUUUGAUAUACAUAUGUACGCUUGAACACACCGUGGAUGAAACAAGCAAUUUUAUCGCGUUACGCAGCACUUCGAUUUAUAGAUCAAGUUUUUUUCCUUUUUGUAUGUAAAUUGUAUAAGCAAGAAAAUAAUGUGUAUACUAAAUGGAACUUUUAGCAGGAUUUGUCUAAUAAACAUGAGAUAUUACAUACCUUUUUAAUCUAUAUAUUUUUAGAUUCCUUCGUGUAACAUGAUAAACUGAUAAAAAUAAAUUACCGUCAGAGUAUUAUCUGAUGGCAGAUUACUACUGCGAGGCGUAGUUAUGAUUUGCGAUCGUUGGCCGUUCGUGCACUUUUUUUUACAACAAAUGC
Molecule: messenger RNA, 2293 nt
Organism: Camponotus floridanus (Florida carpenter ant)
Lineage: Eukaryota; Metazoa; Arthropoda; Insecta; Hymenoptera; Formicidae
Product: intracellular protein transport protein USO1
Exons: 6
Coding region: 53-1534 (493 amino acids)
Source: RefSeq, a predicted model, not a curated record